Penaeus vannamei (Pacific white shrimp) is the source of this 795-nucleotide messenger RNA. RefSeq names its product tetra-peptide repeat homeobox protein 1-like. The record is from RefSeq and is a predicted model, not a curated record. NCBI's taxonomy places the organism in Eukaryota, Metazoa, Arthropoda, Malacostraca, Decapoda, Penaeidae.
AUGACGGACAGCCCGACGCCCUCGCCUCCCCAGGGCAGCUUCCCAGCCCGACGCCCUCGCCUCCCCAGGGCAGCUUCCCAGCCCGACCCUCGACGCCUCUCCCCAGGCAGCUUCCCAGCCCGACGCCCUCGCCUCCCCAGGGCAGCUUCCUUCCCCGCAGCUCAGCAGGGCAGCUCCCAGCCCGACGCCUCGCCUCCCCGCAGCUCUCGCCUUCCCCAGCCCGACGCCCUCGCCUCCCCAGGGCAGCUCCCCAGCCCGACGCCCUCGCCUCCCCAGGGCAGCUCCCCAGCCCGAGCCUCCCCAGCUUCCCAGCCCGACGCCCUCGCCUCCCCAGGGCAGCUCCAGCCCCGGCGCCCUCGCCUUUUCCCCCAGCCCGACGCCCUCGCCUCCCCAGGGCCCCCAGCCCACCCGAGGCCCAUGGCGACGCAGCUUCCCCCCCAGCUCAGCCUCCCCAGGCAGCUUCCCAGCCGACGCGCCUCUCCCCAGGGGCAGCUUCCCAGCCCGACCUCGCCUCCCCAGGGCACCAGCCCGAGCCCGCACGACGCCUCCCCAGGGCAGGCCCACCCCAGCUUCCCAGCCCGACGCCCUCGCCUCCCCAGGGCAGCUUCCCAGCCCGACGCCCUCGCCUCCCCAGGGCAGCUUCCCGGCGAGAGCGCUUCUUUCGCCUCCAAGCGAGCGGCCGAGGGGGCGGAGGGGCCGCGUCUGCGCGCACGCACGUUGCCUCACUCCACAUUUCGCCUUUUUGUUCGCGAGGAAGCUUCUUUUGGCGCCGGGAUUUUUAGCUACUGCUGCUGA